Gigantopelta aegis is the source of this 2118-nucleotide messenger RNA. RefSeq lists its product as uncharacterized. Gene Ontology annotation, cellular component: cytosol. NCBI's taxonomy places the organism in Eukaryota, Metazoa, Mollusca, Gastropoda, Neomphalida, Peltospiridae. Gene Ontology annotation, molecular function: protein kinase A regulatory subunit binding. The transcript has 3 exons. Bases 223 to 1659 code for a protein of 478 amino acids. The record is from RefSeq and is a predicted model, not a curated record.
GAUUGCACCACAGGAACAACAUCAAAACCACCAAAGAGAAAGUGUUCUACACGAAAUUUAAUGACGGGAGGAUCCGAGACGUGUACUUGUGUUAGACUUGGGCGUAGUGACCGUGACGUACUAGUAGUGUAUCCAGAGUUCAUUAGGGUACUCAAUACAACGAGAUCAUUCGUGAACUGCAGGAAAAGGCGCGACUGAAGAUUUUCUCCUUCACUACAAACCAUGCAUGAAGAUUUUUAUAAGGAUCUGGCGGCAGGUGUCCACGAGAUCAAAGAGAAAUUACCUGGCAAGUGUGACGUCACAAAGGAAAGCGCCACAUUUCAGCACAUUGUUACAGUUCGACCAAAUGAUGCAAUGACCUUGGAGUUUAUUUACAAUGACUGGUACCCAAGCAGAGUUCCAAAAAUUCGGGUUAAAUUCAACAAGAAGGCACAGUACAAGAAGAGCGAAAAGGAACUGGAAUCAGACCUGCUGGUCAAGGCAAAGAGUCACGAGUAUUUGAAUACGCCCAUGAUUCCUAUGCUUGUCGACUACGCAGACGUUGCUGCCAAUCAAGCCAGUAGUGCUGUGGUUGCUGCAGUAUUGGAACAGAGGAAGAAUAUUUCUUCAGAAAUCUGGGUGGGUGAUGAUGGUGAUGGUGACAAAAUCACUAGAUGGGCACAGCCUGACAUGACUCUGUCAUAUAAAGAGAAUACAGCUCCAGUUCAGUCUGGUGCUAGUAAUGCAUGGCGUACAGGAGACACGACUGCGUCGGUCGAUGACUGGAAUACAUAUGAAAUACCUGCGCAGGAAUAUCCCACCGUAGAUCCUUCAACAGAAAACCAGUGGGUCGGCGCUGUCGUGUCGUCAUCACUGUGGGCAGAUGGAGAAGACCAGACUCAGUGGCCUGAACUCUGCGACAACCCGCCUCCUUCGGAUGACUGGACAGAAAUUCCAUAUCGCAAAAAGAAAACUAUACCAGAAGAGAAACAAUUCGAUAGAAAGGUCACGUCUGCCUUAGACUCAAAGGUAAACAGCAAAACGAGAGGGAAAGGAAAGGGCGGGAAGAAGACUGGUUCUUCAGCUCGACCCAACUAUUUCAUCGCGGUUCGCUGCACCAACCCAGAUAUCGGCGACGCUUUAGAAAAGGUGACCAGUGACAUUGUGUCCCAGAAUUCCGUGUAUGACGACAUCUGCUACAACCGCAACGAGAUCCACGUGACCAUCUGUACCCUGGCUCUUGGUUCUGAGAGGCAGAUCAAGCGAGCCGUCAAAGUUCUUCAAGAUAUGAGGGCAGAACUUAUCUCUCAUGCACCGAAAGAGCUGCUCAAGAUUGCAGGGAUAUCCGAAUUCAACGGUGGAAAGGUCAUCUAUGGUCAAGUCGACUGUCCUCAAGAGUUUCUGAAAUUCCGCGCGUUGCUAAGGAGAUGGUUGCAGGGACAAGGAGUCACCCCCACAGACGACGACGACGAUUACACGGCCCACAUGACAAUCGGGAAGAUCACCCAGACGUUUCUCAGACGUGUUCCUGACGUAACGAACUUCCCAGAACAUUUGUACAAGAAAUUCAUAAACAUGACCUUUGGGCUCCAGAAGGUGGAAGGCAUCCACCUGUGUAAGAUGGGAUUUGAAAGACGGGAGGACGGGUUUUAUACCUGCCCAGUAGAAAUCAUCUUCUGAAGAAGAAUCGCGAGCACCUAAACCCAUGUUUGUAACACCCACACUGAACAAUUUAGUAGUUACUCGGAUUAAAGGAACUACCCAGAGUUUUCUGCGAUUAAGAUGAUGUCGACUAACAGAGACUUUUUAGCGACUGUAAUUGCAUAUUAAAUAAAUAUUUUAAAAAUAAAUUAUUAGUUAUUAAAUAUUAAAAGUGUGUCUAAUCAUACUAGUACUGAAUGAAACGUCAUUUGAUUUUUUCGUACGUAUGACAUUUGUGGGAUACCAAAUGAACUUUGGGCAACUUACAAAUAUUAGGAGGGUCAGAAACACAUUGAAUAUACAAACAUUGAUAUUUAAAACAAGAAAAUAUAUUUAAUAUGUAAUACUAGUAAUUAAACAUUUGGAUUAGUUGAAAACAUGGUACCAGGGCGAGGGGGGGGGGGGGGGGGGAGUUGCCCCCUGGGAAUCUCACCUUUU